Molecule: messenger RNA, 2183 nt
Organism: Lotus japonicus
Lineage: Eukaryota; Viridiplantae; Streptophyta; Magnoliopsida; Fabales; Fabaceae
Product: glucose-6-phosphate 1-dehydrogenase 6, cytoplasmic-like
Exons: 16
Coding region: 267-1811 (514 amino acids)
Biological process (GO): glucose metabolic process; pentose-phosphate shunt, oxidative branch
Cellular component (GO): cytosol
Molecular function (GO): glucose-6-phosphate dehydrogenase activity; NADP binding
Source: RefSeq, a predicted model, not a curated record
GUGAGUUUUGCUGAUUUGUUGUUGAUAAAUAAAAGUAGGGGUACGGAUGGAAAUAAUGGAAACUAGAGAGGGUAAUAUUAAUAUGAAAUUGCAAUGACAACUUGCGGCAGCAUUAUUGACUCAUAUGUGUGGAAGUUGUUCCUCGAGUUGUGUUCCAAAAAUCAUCGAUCGCACUUUCAGUUUCUUCAUUUUUAACCUCUUUGUCAUCGGAAAUAUUUGGUUACUUCAAUUUUAACUUAUUUAGCAUUUCUUGGUGCUGCUAGAGGAUGGGAACAAGUGAAUGGCAUUGUGAAAAAAGGUCCAGCUUUAUAAAUGAAGAUCUAGAAAGUGCCCCUGAAACUGGGUCACUCUCCAUUAUUGUGCUUGGUGCUUCUGGUGAUCUUGCUAAGAAGAAGACAUUUCCGGCACUUUUCAACCUAUACCGGCAGGGUUUCCUACCAGCAGAUGAAAUUUGUAUUUUUGGCUAUGCAAGAACAAAAAUUUCUGAUGAUGAAUUGAGAAACCGCUUACAUGGCUUUCUUGUUAAGGAAAAAGAUGCUUCCCCUGAGCAGUUGCAGGAUGUAUCGAAGUUUUUGCAUCUGAUCAAAUAUGUAAGCGGCUCUUAUGAUUCUGAGAAUGAUUUCCAUUUAUUGGAUAAAAAGAUUUCAGAGCAUGAAUCUUCAACAAACAGUGCAGAGGGUUCGUCUCGAAGGCUUUUCUAUCUUGCACUUCCCCCUUCAAUAUAUCCAUCGGUUUGCAAGAUGAUCAAGACCUGUUGCAUGAAUAAAUCUGAUCUUGGUGGGUGGACACGUGUUGUUGUUGAGAAGCCGUUUGGUAAGGAUCUGGAAUCUGCAGAGCAACUCAGCACCCAGAUAGGAGAGUUAUUUGAAGAACCUCAGAUUUAUCGUAUUGAUCACUAUUUGGGAAAGGAACUGGUGCAGAACAUGUUGGUGCUUCGUUUUGCAAAUCGCUUGUUCUUGCCCCUGUGGAACCGCGAUAACAUUGCUAAUGUACAGAUAGUAUUCAAAGAAGAUUUUGGAACUGAAGGUCGGGGUGGAUAUUUUGAUCAGUAUGGAAUUAUCCGAGAUAUAAUUCAGAACCAUCUACUGCAGAUUUUUUGCUUGGUUGCUAUGGAAAAACCUGUUUCUCUCAACCCUGAGCACAUUCGAGAUGAGAAAGUGAAGGUUCUUCAAUCCGUACUUCCUCUUAAAGAUGACGAUGUUGUUCUGGGACAAUAUGAAGGCUAUAGAGAUGACUCUACUGUACCGGACCAUUCAAACACUCCAACUUUUGCAACUGUUAUUCUUCGAGUACACAAUGAAAGAUGGGAGGGUGUUCCUUUCAUACUAAAAGCUGGGAAGGCCCUAAAUUCAAGAAAAGCGGAUAUACGGGUUCAAUUCAAGGAUGUCCCUGGUGAUAUUUUCAAGUGUAAGAAGCAGGGGAGAAAUGAGUUUGUUAUACGCCUGCAACCUUCAGAAGCUAUGUACAUGAAGCUAACGGUCAAGCAACCUGGAUUAGAGAUGUCAACAGUUCAAAGUGAGCUAGAUUUGUCAUAUAGGCAACGCUAUCAAGGGGUAACCAUUCCAGAGGCUUAUGAGCGUCUAAUUCUUGACACAAUUAAAGGUGAUCAGCAACAUUUUGUUCGCCGAGACGAGUUGAAAGCUUCUUGGGAGAUCUUCACCCCACUUCUGCACAGCAUUGAUAAGGGAGAGUUCAAGUCAAUCCCUUACCAACCUGGAACUAGAGGUCCUGCAGAAGCAGAUGAAUUGUUGCUAGAAAAAGCUGGUUAUGUUCAAACACACGGUUAUAUAUGGAUCCCUCCUACCUUGUAAAAAGAUCAAUGUCAUACUAGCAUACACUGCCUGGGGACUAUUAUUUGCUUACACUGAAUAAGCUCGAGAAGAUCACCUCGGUAGAGGGGUUUCUCAUACAAGGUUAUUGCGUCGAGCAUUUCAAUAAAUAAGAAUGGUUCAGACGGUUUGUGUAGCCAUCAUCUGCUAUUGAAUGCAAAAACAUGGAAACUCAAUUUGAUUUUGUUGUGUUUGUAUUUAUUUCUUCAACAAUAUAUGAAAAUGUAACGUUUCUGAGUUAUAUUUGACCAAUACCAUCUCAUCUGUAACUUCAAUGAUGCACAAUCUUCAAUCAACAUAACCAUUUCCCUGUAAUUCUGAAAUUAUAAUGAGUGAAUAAUCUAGUUUUUGAAA